Molecule: messenger RNA, 933 nt
Organism: Sphenostylis stenocarpa
Lineage: Eukaryota; Viridiplantae; Streptophyta; Magnoliopsida; Fabales; Fabaceae
Source: the annotation of a GenBank genome assembly
AUGGGAAGAGCUCCAUGUUGUGACAAGGCAAGUGUUAAGAAAGGCCCAUGGUCACCAGAAGAAGACACAAAGCUGAAGGAAUACAUAGAGAAGCAUGGAACUGGAGGGAAUUGGAUUGCUCUUCCUCAGAAAGCUGGUCUUAAGAGAUGUGGGAAAAGUUGCAGAUUAAGAUGGCUCAACUAUCUCAGGCCCAACAUUAAGCAUGGAGAUUUCUCAGAUGAGGAAGACAGAAUAAUUUGCAGCCUCUAUGUUAAUAUUGGAAGCAGGUGGUCAAUUAUAGCUGCUCAGUUACCAGGAAGGACUGAUAAUGAUAUCAAGAACUACUGGAACACCAAGUUGAAGAAAAAGCUCAUGGGGUUGCUUCCUCUUUCUCAUCACAGAAAACAACCUUCAUUUCCAUCCUCUACCCUUCAAAACCCUCCUCUCUCUCCUUCAUCUCAACAACUGUACGGAGAGUACUGCACCUACAUCCCAGUAACAACAUCAUCUUUCACAGGCAUGGAACAUCUUUCCCUUCCUUCAGCUAGUUAUGCAAGCACAACACCCUCAGUUUCUCAACCCUUUUACCAAAACCACGAUUCCAUGGCUAGCGUUAGUCCAAUGCAAUGCCAAUACCCUAUCAGAGACAGCAUGCUCAUGUUUGGAAGCGAAGGAAGUUGCAGUUCCUCUGAUGGAAGCUGCACUCAGGGAAGAGAAAUGAAGCAAGAAGAAUUCGGCUACCACAGCUACAACCAUAACUUGCUGCUUAGCUACAACAAUAACAACAUUAACGAUGCAGUUAAGUCAUGUGGUGGAGGGUGCUUCAGUCAAACGCUAGCACCGUUGGAUUAUGAUCUUGAGGAUAUUAAGCAAUUGAUCAGUAGCAGUAGCAGCAGCUUCAAUAUUAAUGUUGAUGAAAACAAGACAGAAGAGAAGGCGAUGUACUACUACUAA